AUGACAAGAAUCCUGCCGAACUUUGCAGAACAAGGUGCGGAUGUUGGACCUCAUCCAGGAGUCAAAGGAGCUGUUGGAGGUUGUGUUACGGGAGGAGCGCCAGCCCGGAUCCCGGCUGGGACAGCUCCUGCAGGCGGUCCCGCGCCGAGCCCGCGGCCGGCCGGGUGGGUUUCCUCGGGCCCCUCCCCUAGGCCGCCUUUCUCCACCCCAGAGACCGCCCCCCGCUCCCCCGCGUCGCUGUCCGAGGGGGCGGGAAGUGUGCGAGCUCGGCGGGGGCGAGACAAACACGCUCCCGAAAUCUUAGAAAGAAAACAUCCCCCUUGGCAGCGAGAGCGCGGGAAGUGGAGCGCGCGAGUUCCGGGUUUCCCGCCCGCCCCGCCGGCCGCAGCCCGGGUGAGCCCCCCACCCCUGCUCGGCAGCUGCCUGCCGGGCCACGGCGUCUGUCCGUCGGUCUGUCCGCCUCGCCCCACCACCCCAUCCCCGUCCCGGUCCUUCGCGGGGCGCCGCGCGGGCUCUGCGGCAAGAGAGGGGCCGGGCCCGCCUGCCGCCGCGCUCCGCGUCCCGGCCGCCGCCACUUGUGGAGCUCGUCCCCCGGCUCUGUAA
Equus caballus (horse) is the source of this 603-nucleotide messenger RNA. NCBI's taxonomy places the organism in Eukaryota, Metazoa, Chordata, Mammalia, Perissodactyla, Equidae. The record is from RefSeq and is a predicted model, not a curated record.